This is a messenger RNA of Photinus pyralis (common eastern firefly), 679 nucleotides long. RefSeq lists its product as uncharacterized. The record is from RefSeq and is a predicted model, not a curated record. The coding region runs from base 118 to 528 and encodes 136 amino acids. The transcript is spliced from 3 exons. NCBI's taxonomy places the organism in Eukaryota, Metazoa, Arthropoda, Insecta, Coleoptera, Lampyridae.
ACUUUCAUUUUAACGUUUUUAUUGGGCGUUGCUCUGUUUGUUAUUAAUUGUUAUGAUUCACUCACCCGUGUUUUUAUUAAAGUUUCUUAUCUCUAAUGUUUAAAAAAUAAAUAAAUAAUGAUAAAGUGGACCACAUUUUUUAUAUUUGCGAUAAGCCUAACUUUAACAUCGAGUUUGGAGUGUUAUGUGUGCGAUAAUCAAGAGGAUAACGCCGAGAAGUGUUUGAAUACAAUUAAAACAUGCGAACAAGGUGAAGACUACUGUCUUUCGGAAAUAAGCUGGGGCAGUACGCCCUAUUGGACGUACGGUGCCGCAAAACAGUACUAUGUUUCGAAACGGUGCUCUACCAAAGAGAAGUGCUUGCGUUAUCGAGAUAGUGUAAUGCCCUUAUGCACGCACAUCUGGUACCAGGACUGGAAAUGUUCCGAAUGCUGUCGUGGUGACCGUUGCAAUUACUACAUCAUUUCUGGUAGCUCGAGAACUCUAUUGACCAUAUUUCCACUCUUCGUCUUGCUUUACUUCCUUUGAGAAUUCGUAAUCUACUCUUACGUAUCGUACAAUCCGUCCACAUUCGUGUGAUAUUUUUUAAUUUUUUAUAAUGACCACUGUAAAUAUAAAUUUUAUAUAGCAUGUUGUGACAUCUACAGUAUUGUCUACGAAAUAAAUAUAUUGAUUUUUA